CUCCCCCCGGAAGCGGGGGCGCGGGCAGGGCGGAAGCGGGCGGCGCGCGCACAUCGCUCCCCGCGCGGCGCGGAGCGGCACGACCCGGAGCCUUCCUCCCCCCCCUCCUCAUCCUCCUCAUCCUCAUCGCGACAUGUCGCGGCGGCGGCACAGCGACGAUAGCGACGACAGCGAUGGGCAGCCCCACAAGCGGCGGAGGACGUCGGAGCCGUCCGAGAUCGAGGAGAGGCUGGAGUCGCUGAUCUGCAGGGUGGGGGAGAAGAGCAAUUCGUCCUUGGAGAGCAACUUGGAGGGCCUAGCCGGCGUUUUGGAGGCGGAUCUGCCCAACUACAAGAGCAAGAUACUGAGGAUCCUGUGCACUGUUGCACGUCUGUUACCAGAAAAGCUUACUGUUUACACGACACUAGUUGGGUUGCUGAAUGCCAGAAACUACAACUUUGGUGGGGAAUUUGUAGAAGCCAUGAUUCGUCAGCUUAAAGAAUGUCUGAAAGUCAAUAUGUACAAUGAAGCUGUCCACUUAGUCCGUUUUCUAUCUGACCUUGUGAACUGUCACGUAAUAGCUGCACCGUCAAUGGUUGCUAUGUUUGAGAACUUUGUGAGUGUGACACAGGAGGAAGAUGUACCCCAAGUCCGAUGUGACUGGUACAUGUUUGCGUUUCUGUCAUCUUUGCCUUGGGUUGGAAAGGAGUUAUAUGAGAAAAAGGAUGCUGAGAUGGAUCGCCUCUUGUCUCAGACAGAAAGCUAUCUGAAACGCCGCCAGAAGAUUCAUGUACCCAUGCUUCAAGUUUGGACUGCUGAUAAACCACAUCCACAAGAAGAGUAUUUAGAUUGCCUUUGGUCUCAGAUUCAGAAGUUGAAAAAAGACCGCUGGCAAGAGCGACACAUUCUGAGGCCCUACUUGGCUUUUGAUAGCAUUCUUUGUGAAGCACUGCAACACAAUCUGCCUCCGUUCACUCCUCCGCCUCACACUGAAGAUUCGGUGUAUCCGAUGCCAAGGGUUAUUUUUAGGAUGUUUGACUAUACAGAUGACCCCGAGGGCCCUGUCAUGCCUGGCAGUCACUCUGUUGAACGAUUUGUAAUAGAAGAGAACCUUCACUGCAUCAUCAAAUCCCACUGGAAAGAGAGAAAAACUUGUGCUGCCCAGCUGUUGAGCUAUCCAGGAAAUAACAAGAUCCCCUUGAACUACCACAUAGUCGAGGUGAUAUUUGCAGAAUUGUUUCAGCUUCCGUCUCCGCCACACAUCGAAGUCAUGUACACGACGCUGCUGAUUGAACUGUGCAAACUUCAGCCUGGUUCUUUACCACAAGUCCUUGCACAAGCGACAGAAAUGCUCUACAUGCGUUUGGAUACAAUGAAUACAACCUGUGUAGACAGAUUUAUUAAUUGGUUUUCUCACCACUUGAGCAACUUCCAGUUCCGUUGGAGCUGGGAAGAUUGGUCAGAUUGUCUUACUCAGGACCUUGAAAAGCCCAAACCCAAAUUUGUGAGAGAGGUUUUGGAAAAAUGCAUGCGACUCUCCUACCAUCAGCGAAUAAUAGACAUUGUUCCUGCAAGCUUUUCUGUCCUCAGUCCUGCAAAUCCAGUGUGCAUUUACAAAUAUGGAGAUGAAAGCAAUAGGUCUCUUCCUGGAUAUACUGUGGCACUCUGUUUAACAAUUGCAAUUAAAAACAAGGCCAGUAAUGAUGAAAUCUUCAGCAUUUUAAAAGAUGUGCCUAAUCCAAACCAGGAUGAUGAUGAUGAUGAAGGAUUUACCUUCAACCCUCUGAAAAUAGAAGUCUUUGUUCAGACCCUGCUCCAUCUAGCUGCAAAGUCUUUCAGCCACUCUUUCAGUGCCCUGGCGAAGUUUCAUGAAGUCUUUAAAACACUUGCUGAAAGUGAUGAGGGAAAACUCCAUGUUCUGAGGGUUGUAUAUGAGGUUUGGAAGAAUCACCCACAGAUGAUUGCUGUGCUUGUGGACAAGAUGAUUCGGACACAAAUUGUUGACUGUGCUGCAGUAGCAAACUGGAUCUUCUCCUCGGAGCUUGCACAUGAUUUUACUAGGUUUUAUAUCUGGGAAAUCUUACAUUCCACAAUUCGUAAGAUGAAUAAGCAUGUUCUGAAGAUUCAUAAGGAACUGGAGGAGACUAAGGCAAGAUUGGCCAGACAGCACAAAAGACGAGACAGCGAUGAUGACGACCGAAGCAGUGAUCGGGAAGAUGGACCUCUAGAAGAGCAGAUAGAGCGUUUGCAGGAGAAAGUUGAGUCAGCUCAGAGUGAGCAGAAGAAUCUCUUCCUUGUUAUAUUCCAGCGUUUCAUUAUGUUGUUAACUGAGCACUUAGUGCGCUGUGAAACCGGUGGAAUCGAUGUAUUUACACCUUGGUACAAGAGCUGUAUAGAGAGGUUGCAGCAGAUCUUCCUACAACAUCACCAGAUAAUCCAGCAGUACAUGGUGACCCUGGAGAACCUCCUGUUUACAGCUGAACUGGACCACCACAUACUGGCUGUGUUUCAGCAGUUCUGUGCUCUGCAGGCCUGAGGAGUAUUCGUGGGCAGAGUGGCAGAGUCUUGUCUGCAGGACUUUAAUGAAUUAAUUUUUUUUUUUAUGCGAAACAUGGGGAUGAAAAACUUUUUGACUAAAACUGGCUUUCAUGUGCUCCUACGUAAAACAAUACAGUACUCUAACCUACAGCAAACUGUGUAAGCAUCAUAAGCCUUACUAGAUACGAUUCAUAGGGGAUUGACAUAAAGUAAAAUACAAAUUCUUUUAAUCUGUCUUUUAAUUUGGUUUGACUCUUGACUUCAUGCUAGCAUUUUUCCCCCCCUCUUUGUUUAUAUGAAAAGGAAAACCAGGCAAAAACUACUAUAGGAUUUGUUACCUCUGCCUGGCCCUUAAAUCAAAGGAAUUGCAAAAAUGUGAAACAAUUUGUAGUGUUUUGUGAGUGUGAAGGGGAAUGCGCUUUCUCAGUGAACAGUGUGGUAAGUUCUCUAGGAUGGCACAGGAAAAAGUGUCUUAAUUUUGGGCACGUGAAACAUUGAGAUAAGCUUUCAAAGUAGGAUACAGCAUACGGAUUUAUUAUCAAGCCAGCUAGAUUUUCAGAGUUUGAAAGAACAUGGUUGUAAUACAAUUGAAAUAUGUUUUUUAAAUGUAUUGUCUGGUGUCUUAUUCCAGUAGCUAUAAACAAUCAGUAGAGGAACUUCAUGUACGUCUUCUGAAAAAUGCAAUCCUUUUUGCAGUAGGAUCAAAGAACCAUGAACUGCUCCUGGCAGUCGUCUCCACUGGUAGUAGGCAGAGACAGUCAGCAACACUCGGAGUGGGACGGAUUUUCUACUGCUGUACUGCUCACCUCACGGAGGUGUAGGGGCCUCCAGCCCCACAGCGGAGAGGGAAGGGCAGUGUCCAGCUUGUUCCUUAACUCCAGCCUGUAGCUAGCUGGGCUGCACCUGCAGGGAUCCCAGAAGCCCUUCUGGUACUGGCUGCAGAUAAACCAAGUGCCCUCGCCUUACCUGGCUUAGUGACAACUGCUUCGUGGUGGCUGUAUCUGCUGCCCUUCCCUUGCUUCAAAGCGUGGCAACAGCAUGUGGCUCCCAUGUCUUCAGAAAGCGUUUUAAUGCUAAACUGAUACCUUAUAGGAGAGUUAGACUGGGGAAACACAACCUGAAAAUAGAGUAGCCUUAGUUUCGAGUUAUGCAAAUGAUUUACUUAUAUAAAUGCCAAAUCAGCAGUCUGUUUUACGGUAAGCAGUGACGAAUGGCAAAGACACUGCCUUAGGUGCUCAGGUCUGUACUGUGCAGCGUACUUCCAAGCCGUUUAUGGUCUCUUUAUUUUGCUGGUGAAUGUUUAAAGAAUUUUGUACCUAGUGCUACUCAGUUCAAGCUCAAAAGUGAUGAAUUUUGGGUAAUUUUGUUCCUUGUUGAAGUUUUGUUCAAAUUUUUUUUCAGUGUUAUGCCUAGUAAUGCAUUUCAUCCCAACAUUAAUGAGUUGACCUCCUAAUCAAGUGAGGAGGGUUAAAAAAAAAAAAAAAUACAUUUUUUACUUUGAGUGUUGAUUUAAGCUUGUAUGUGGCCUGUAGCAAUUGGAUAUAUCUCAUAGAUUAAAUCUGUUACUUCUGCUUUGUCUGCUUCCCCUCUCUGAUUUGACUGACCCCUCCCUUUUAGAGUAUACUGUUAAGUGUUACGAAUUUGCUUUAUGCAAGGGUUUUGUCAGUUGUGCACAGACUUCUGCUUCAGACCUUUCUGUUAAUGUUCUUGAGUAAUCAAAUAGCCUUUUUUUGAAGAAACAUUUAGCAUUGUAGAGAGUUUAAUUGAUUUUUUUUUCCACUGUCUCAGAUCAGUGAGGAAUUCUGAUAUUAACCAGUGGUGGGGAUCUAACUGACUGUGAUGUGAUUUCUGUAAAAGCGAUGAUGCGGAUAAAACUUGCAAACCUGUAACUUCCUCUCAGCCUCAGCAAAUAAUGGUGCUCAGGAUCCAGUCGCAAACACCUGUGUGCGGACAGCGUAAUCCUGUGAUUUAAAACCAAAUAGCAAUGUCUUUCACAACUGGUUGAACUUCCCGUGUGUGCAUGGGCUUUGAUUACAUCCCUGCAGUCUGUGGGAAGCCCUGUACUCCCGGUCGGUCUGGCGGCACACGGCUGGGUGGACUGGACUGGGAAACCGGUUGGAUCUCUGGGAGAAAGAAGGAAUGACACGCUUGUACCUAAAAGCGAUACGGGCAGCUAGCUGCAGGAACUUGGAGCUGCCGCAGUACAGGGGUUGGCAGAUAGCAUAAAGAUGCUGUAGAACUGUGGCGUGCUUGGAAAAAAUCCACAAUUAAAAGAUGAAAAUAAAUGAAGGCACAGCAGCUUGC
Molecule: messenger RNA, 4821 nt
Organism: Anas platyrhynchos (mallard)
Lineage: Eukaryota; Metazoa; Chordata; Aves; Anseriformes; Anatidae
Gene: NCBP1
Product: nuclear cap binding protein subunit 1
Biological process (GO): nuclear-transcribed mRNA catabolic process, nonsense-mediated decay; mRNA export from nucleus; regulation of mRNA processing
Cellular component (GO): nuclear cap binding complex; nucleus
Molecular function (GO): RNA cap binding; mRNA binding; protein binding
Source: RefSeq, a predicted model, not a curated record